AAGUGAGUUUUAUUGAAGAAGCCCAGCUGCUGUCCUUAUUGCCAGCAGCCUAGGAGGCUCCCUUUAGAGUGAGCUACUUCUCAGGCCAGGCACGACAGCAGUGCUAGUGAAUUUGAAAUAGCAGGAAACAGCCCCUGCAUGCAGAGCUUCCCGCCUGAGAACUCCCCAGGCUAGGCCUCCAAGCAGCUGUGUAGCCAGAGACCCUUGGUAUUGUGGUCACAUCCCUCCAAGUGGACGGUCACCAUCAGUGGUGUUUGGAGGAAGCCGGGAUGCUGCAGAUGCUGUGGCAGUUUCUGUCUAGCUUUUUCCCUAGGGCUGGGUGCCAGGACUCCAGAGAGGGCACGGAUCAUGAAGUCAGAGGCACCCAGGCUCCUGCUCCGGGUAACCAGAUGUCAAGCUUUUUUGGGAAACAAGAUGGAAGGGCUGAGGCCACCGAAAAGAGACCCACCAUUUUGCUGGUGGUUGGACCUGCAGAGCAGUUUCCUAAGAAAAUUGUGCAAGCUGGUGACAAAGACCUGGAUGGGCAGCUGGACUUUGAAGAGUUCGUCCAUUACCUCCAAGACCAUGAGAAGAAACUGAGGCUGGUGUUCAAAAGUUUGGACAAGAAAAAUGAUGGACGAAUCGAUGCACAGGAGAUCAUGCAGUCCCUGAGGGACCUGGGAGUCAAGAUCUCGGAGCAGCAGGCAGAAAAGAUUCUCAAGAGAAUACGCACGGGCCAUUUCUGGGGCCCUGUCACCUACAUGGACAAGAACGGCACGAUGACCAUCGACUGGAACGAGUGGAGGGACUACCACCUGCUGCACCCCGUGGAGAACAUUCCCGAGAUCAUCCUGUACUGGAAGCACUCCACGAUCUUUGAUGUGGGUGAGAAUCUGACGGUACCUGACGAGUUCACUGUGGAGGAGAGGCAGACAGGGAUGUGGUGGAGACACCUGGUGGCAGGAGGUGGGGCAGGGGCCGUUUCCAGAACCUGCACCGCCCCGCUGGACAGACUGAAGGUGCUCAUGCAGGUGCACGCCUCCCGCAGCAACAACAUGUGCAUCGUGGGAGGAUUCACGCAGAUGAUUCGAGAGGGAGGGGCCAAGUCACUCUGGCGGGGCAAUGGCAUCAAUGUCCUCAAAAUUGCCCCUGAGUCGGCCAUCAAAUUCAUGGCCUACGAGCAGAUCAAGCGUCUUGUUGGUAGCGACCAGGAAACGCUAAGAAUCCAUGAGAGGCUUGUGGCGGGUUCCUUGGCCGGGGCCAUUGCCCAGAGCAGCAUCUACCCUAUGGAGGUUCUAAAGACCCGGAUGGCCCUGAGGAAGACAGGCCAGUACUCGGGCAUGCUGGACUGUGCCAGGAGGAUCCUGGCCAGAGAGGGGGUGGCUGCCUUCUACAAAGGCUAUGUCCCCAACAUGCUGGGGAUCAUCCCCUAUGCGGGCAUCGACCUAGCCGUCUAUGAGACGCUCAAGAAUGCCUGGCUGCAGCGCUACGCGGUGAACAGCGCAGACCCCGGCGUGUUCGUGCUCCUGGCCUGCGGCACCAUAUCCAGCACCUGUGGCCAGCUGGCCAGCUACCCACUGGCCCUGGUCAGGACUCGGAUGCAGGCACAAGCCUCCAUCGAGGGCGCUCCCGAGGUGACCAUGAGCAGCCUUUUCAGACAGAUCCUGAGGACCGAAGGGGCCUUUGGGCUGUAUCGGGGACUAGCCCCCAACUUCAUGAAGGUGAUUCCAGCCGUGAGCAUCAGCUACGUGGUGUACGAGAACCUUAAGAUCACUCUGGGUGUGCAGUCACGGUGACCGAGGGCAGGUGGACUCGCUGACCCUGGCUGCAGCCAGGGUGUCCAGCCAUCUCAUUCUGUGAAUGUGCCGACAACACUAAGCUGACUUAAGCCAAGCUGUGAAACCUGGCAGUGCGCAGGGAGGGGCGGGGAGACUGGCAGGCCUCGGCUUGUCCUGCUGACCUGCAGACCCUCGUGACCGUACCAGGGAGGGUCCCUGAGUUUCCUCAGGGUCCAGGGGUCAGCAGGACCCGGGCCCAUGCGCCUAGGCACAGGACGUUUCCUGCAGCGCCUGCCACAUAGCGAGCUUGGGGAUAGCUUUGCUCUUCCAUCUCGUCCCCACAGCCCGGCCCUGCCGCUGGCCCACUGAGUGUUCCUGUGCCUGUUUUGCGUCCCUCCCCCUGAUUCGCUGUGGUAGGAGUAGGGCCACCAGCCCACUCCCAGCCAUGAGAGGUGACUGCCUGCCUCUCAGACCCACCUCCGACCUGCUGUGUCAGCACAGGGCGUGGCCCAGGAAGAUGGGGGGUCCUGCUUGGGUUUCUGAGCUCUCACAGAGGGCGCUUGGGCGUACGCGCUGCCUGGUCUGCAGCGUGACUGGGGAGCUCGUGCUGGACCUGCAGUCCCCUGGCUUCGGUGCCUUGGUCUUGUGCUCUGAGCUGGCCCAGACUGUCAGGACUGGCACCAAAACCGAACUCCUCGUCCCCACUCUGUGGCAUAAGGGCAGUGCCCGGUCAUGUUUUAUUGCCAAGAGCAGAGUUUCUGCCCCGUAUCCGCCCUGCUGAGGGAUGGGCAGAAGGCCCUGGUCCUGUGCUGCUGGGGAGGGUCUUGGAGAGGCAGCUUGGGCAGUGCCCUGUUCCUUGCUCCCCAAGGAAGAUGGGGAGUGGGUGGCUGGACUGCACGAGGUCUGCUGACCCCCCAGGGAUUCGUGUCCAUCCCAGCGGGGGUGAGGUGGGACCAGCUCACAUUCCACUGAUGCGACACAGCACACUGCUUGGAGCCUAUUUAUUUUGUAUUUAUUUGAACAGAGUUAUGUCCUAUUUUUAUAGAUUUGUUUAAUUAAUAGCUCAUCAUUUUCAAGUUCAUUUUUUAUUCAUAUUUAUGUUCCUGGUUGAUUGUACCUUUCCAUCUCCACCUGGUGGGGGUGGGGGAGAAGAGGGAAGGGCCUCGGGAGUGACCCUUCCUGGGCCCACACCAGCGUCCUGUCUGGUCUGUCCAAAGAAGUUCCUCUCAGGACUGGAGACAGGAAGACGAGGGGAGAAGCCCCGACUAUGGAGAAUGCAUCCCUUAGCGCGUCGGCAGCUUGUCCCCAGGAGGCCUGAGACCUGGAGGGGGUGGGGCAGGUGAAAAAUCCCAGCCAUGGGUGGGUGACAGUCCCAAUCUUGCCUGGACAGGGAGGAGUUCUUUAUUUCAUCCUUUUUGAAUGACAGGGUAGUGAGAUGCCGCUGAUCUUGAGCUUGUGACAAGGGGGUAGGGCUGGAGGACAGGGUGGCCAUUUCCCCACCCCAGCCCGGAAGUGGGACCCUCCCUCGAAGCCCACAGCUGCCCUUGCUUGGUAAUGCUGGUCAGCUGGCCACUUGACAUUUGCACCUCCAUUCCCCAGAAUGGCCUGAUGAGGACAAUUUAAAUAGGAUGCAAAGAUCAAUGCAAAAAUUGUCAUAUAUAAAUAUAUAGUUAUAACUGGAAUUUGUCAAAAAGCAGAUUAAAGAAUUGGAAGUUGUCAUUCAAACAGCCUUCUAAUAAAGUUGUUUCAAAGCUGC
Messenger RNA from Marmota monax (woodchuck), 3513 nucleotides. It is a transcript of the gene Slc25a25, whose product is annotated as solute carrier family 25 member 25. The transcript is spliced from 11 exons. Gene Ontology annotation, biological process: transmembrane transport. Bases 270 to 1775 code for a protein of 501 amino acids. Gene Ontology annotation, cellular component: mitochondrial inner membrane. NCBI's taxonomy places the organism in Eukaryota, Metazoa, Chordata, Mammalia, Rodentia, Sciuridae. The record is from RefSeq and is a predicted model, not a curated record. Gene Ontology annotation, molecular function: ATP transmembrane transporter activity; calcium ion binding.